GAAUCACACAUCGUCCAAGCACACGGCGACGCACUUAGCUAUAUCCUACCUAGAAACACCUACACGAGCGGUAAGGUAGCCAGGCCGGUAACCAUGGCGCCCAAGGCCGCCGUGCUCCACCUCGUGCUCGUGCCCUUGCUCUCCCUGCUGCUUCUUCCCUUCUCCUCCCUCGCUCUGGCCGAGGACUUCUGCGUCGCCAACCUGCUCCUCCCAAACACGCCGUCCGGCUACCCGUGCAAGCCCAAGGCUCUCGUCAACGCCAACGACUUCUACACCGACGACCUCUCCAGAUCCGGCCCGGUCUUCUCCCCCUUCAACACUGGCUUGGCCCCGGCCAACGUCAAGCAGGUCCCGGGCCUGAACGGGCUCGGCAUCAGCGCCACGCGCGUCGACAUCGGCGUCGGCGGAGUCGUGCCCCUCCACACCCACCCGGAAGGCUCCGAGCUCAUCUUCGUCGUCGAGGGAACCAUCUCCGUCGGCUUCAUCAGCGCCGAGACCAACACGGCCUACACCAAGACGCUGAACAAGGGCGACCUCUUCGUGUUCCCGCAGGGCCUGCUGCACUUCCAGAUCAACAUCGGCAACACGACCGCCGUCGCGAUCAACGCGUACAGCAGCUCCAACCCAGGCCUGCAGAUCACCCCAUACGCGCUCUUCGGCGACACCCUGCGGGCGGACGUCGUGAGCAAGGUCACCUUCAUCAAUGAGGCGGAGGUCAGAAAGGAGAAGGCCGAGUUCGGCAUCCGUGCCGUACCGUCGUAAACAAGCUAGGCCACCUUCAUCAUCAGUAUCGUCGUGGAGAUCUUGAAUAAUUUGCAUGCGUGCAUGCAGUACCCAAGUCAUGUUGAACGUAUGUUCGUUUUCGUCACAGUAUUUCCCAACAAGUUAUUCUGUCUAGUGUUGUUGUGUGCUUCAGUUGAAAUGGUCGAUAUAUAAUUGUAAUCUGUGUAUGAUUGUUUUGUGCUAUUGUAUUGACAAAACUAAACCAGCACAGCACAGCACAUUCAGAUUCAAAAUGUCCUACAUUUACCA
Messenger RNA from Setaria italica (foxtail millet), 1032 nucleotides. Its product is annotated as germin-like protein 8-14. NCBI's taxonomy places the organism in Eukaryota, Viridiplantae, Streptophyta, Magnoliopsida, Poales, Poaceae. Gene Ontology annotation, molecular function: manganese ion binding. The record is from RefSeq and is a predicted model, not a curated record. The transcript has a single exon. Gene Ontology annotation, cellular component: cell wall. The coding region runs from base 94 to 762 and encodes 222 amino acids.